Messenger RNA from Cuscuta epithymum, 1105 nucleotides. The record is from the annotation of a GenBank genome assembly. NCBI's taxonomy places the organism in Eukaryota, Viridiplantae, Streptophyta, Magnoliopsida, Solanales, Convolvulaceae.
UGACAACAUAGAUCAGAAGGCCAGCCUGAAGAAAUGGCAGGAAUAACACACAAAGUGACAGGAAUUAUAAUCUUAUUAGUGGGGAUAAUCUCUGCAUUCAUCAUCAUCUUCCUAGCCCGGAUGAGGCUUGAAAGCAAAAUAGACCAGUUUCCAUGUUUCCAUAUUUCCCAAUCUUCACAAUUCUUCUUCCUUGGAGCUCUCAUAUUAGCAGCAAGCGUGAUUGGAUGCGUUCUGUUUUGUUGUUAUAAGAAGGGGAUGAUCAAAUGGCUUCUCUUAGCUUACUGGGUAUCCAUGAUUCUUCUCAUCGUAUGGGUGGCCUACUUGGUUUAUUUCAUGUACAAGCUCAGCGCCAUUCAAGAUUCCGGCGCGGUGGCGACGAGCAGGACGUACUCUGAAUACCAUCUCAAUGUCGACGGCGGCGGCAUCCCCGGCUGGCUUCUCCGGCGGGUUACUGAUGGGUGGGAUAGUGUCGCAGGAUGUCUUGGCUCUUCUGAUAAGUGUGCUGUUUUGAGUCAGAAAUACCCCAUGGCUCAAGAUUUCUUCAAUGCCACUCUCACCCCCUUUCAGUCGGGAUGUUGCAAACCGCCAACACCGUGUGAGUUCCAAUUUGUGAACGCAACAAAUUGGAUAGCGGAAAUAAACCCGAGAGCAGACGCAGAUUGCACGAAAUGGAGCAAUGCCCAAGCACAACUUUGCUACACUUGUGAUUCUUGCAAAGCCGGAUUGGUUGCUACCGUUAGGAGUGCAGCAAAUGAUCCAUUCCAUCUUUUGCUUCUGGCCUUGGUGUUGCUGAUUGGUGUUAUUGUUUUAGGGGUCGUAUCUGCUUAUGUGAAGCCCAAAAAACCCAAAGCUGAGAAUGACCCUGGAAAACAAUCGAAAGACAAUGCAACUUGAAGAAUGUGGCUAGCUAUAAAUCGUACGGAGUAUCUAUUUUGAUGUAUGUGUCCCUUUUUUGGGUUGUACUUGUAUGUAACAACAAUUGGUGUAAUUGUCAUUGAGAGAAUAUAUAUGCCGUUAUGUACUAUUUUCGUGAAAUCAUUUGGAAAAACACCAUUCCGCUUAGUAGUACUACUACCACCAUCCCUAAUAAAACUUCCAAAUGAGU